Molecule: messenger RNA, 2520 nt
Organism: Ostertagia ostertagi
Lineage: Eukaryota; Metazoa; Nematoda; Chromadorea; Rhabditida; Trichostrongylidae
Source: the annotation of a GenBank genome assembly
AUGGCUUCGGACAAGAACGGACAGGAGGCAAUGGAUACCGAUGCAGCCGCGCUGGAUACGAACCUCUAUUCCAGGCAAAUAUACGCUCUCGGAGAAUCUGCAAUGAUUCAUCUCAGAAAGGCCUCUGUAAUAAUAUCUGGAUUGGGAGGAGUAGGGGUCGAAGUGGCGAAGAACCUGAUUCUUGGAGGAAUACGCAAUGUCACUCUCCAUGAUACCAAAGAAACUCGAUGGUUAGAUCUGUCGGCACAGUACUAUCUCACUGAGAAUGAUGUUGGUAAGAAUCGUGCUGCUGCUAGCUUCGAGAGGCUUGCUGAGUUGAACGACAGCGUUAAUUGUCAUCUCUUGGUGAAUGAGCUUACCGAAGAUGUUGUGAAGCAGUUUGACCUUGUUGUCCUGACUGACACCGCUCGAAGUGUGCAGUUAGAUGUGUCUCGUUGGACUAGGGCCCAUAACAAGCGUUUACUGAUAGUAGACGCCCGUGGUUUGUACAGCUACAUAUUCGCUGAUUUCGGUGAAUCAUUCAGAGUGGACGAUCCUAAUGGCGAGCAAGUGAAGGAGUUUCUCAUCGAACAUGUGGACGCUGAAACUGGGGAUGUUAUAACUUUGGAAAACCAAAUGCACGGCUUAGAAGAUGGAGAUCACGUCACCUUCUCAGAAGUUAAAGGAAUGACACAACUCAACGAUUGCGCUCCUCUCAAAGUAACUGUGAAAAAACCACACGUGUUCAACAUUGGAAAUGUCGUUAAAACCAUGUCAAAUUAUGAGGAAGGAGGCCGCGUCAAGCAAGUGAAGGUACCAACUUAUGUGUCACACAAAUCCCUUGCGGAAUCAUUGGCCGAACCGGAAUUCGUCUACUGGGACUUUGCUAAAUUCGAUUAUCCCUCUCAGCUGCAUGUUCUUUGGACUGCACUGUAUGCCUUUGAAGCGAAGCAUGGUCGAAGUCCCAGGCCACGAUGCACUGCCGACGUGGAGCUAUUGAAGGCUGAAUUGCCUGAGGAUAGUUCAGUGAAUGAGAAACUAUUGAAGUCAUUUUGCUUCCAGGCUAUGGGUAACCUGGUUACUAUGGCAUCCGUAGUCGGAGGUAUUGCUGCUCAAGAAGCGAUGAAAGCCGUCACUCAUCAUAUGACUCCUCUCAAGCAGUGGCUCUACCUAGACAGUGAUGACGCGUUACCCGGAGAUUGGAGUCGCGUGAUUCCCGGUAUGAUGGACAAGCUGCGGUAUUCGGAUGGAAAUAUCAAGAUGAGCUUUCCUCUCAGAGGUGGUUUGUCGUUGGUGCCUGGUGCCAUUGGAUGUGAGCUGCUGAAGAACCUUGCAAUGAUGGGUGUGGCAUGUGGCAAAGAUGGCUUGAUUAAGAUUACGGACAUGGACCAGAUUGAAAUCAGCAAUCUAAACAGGCAGUUUCUUUUCCGAAUGAAUGAUGUUGGGAGCAAGAAAUCCGUCGUCGCCGCUAGAGCUGUCAAGGUUUUCAAUAAGGAUGUAAACAUUGAAGCUCUGGCUGAAAGAGUUGGUUCCGAUACUGAGCAUAUUUUCAAUGACGAUUUCUUUGCCGAGCUUGAUGGAGUCGCAAAUGCUCUGGACAAUGUUGAUGCCCGUCGUUACAUGGAUCGAAGAUGUGUGUACUAUUGCUUACCAUUGCUUGAAUCUGGAACCAUGGGCACGAAGGGAAACACACAAGUUGUCUAUCCUCAUCUCACGGAGUCUUACGGAUCUUCUGUUGACCCCCCUGAGAAGGACAUUCCAAUCUGCACUCUGAAGAACUUUCCCAAUGAAAUCCAGCAUACCAUUCAAUGGGCCAGGGAUUUGUUCGAAGGUCUGUUCACCGCUCCAGCUGAGACUGCGAAUCAGUUCCUUACUGAUGAAAGAACGUUCUUGGAGCGGCUUGAGCAGAUGAAUGUCAGCCAAAGGACACAGCUUCUUGGGCAGGUCAAGGAUGCUCUCAUUGAUAGUAAACCAGCGUCUCCUGAAGAUUGUGUGAAAUGGGCUCGUCUGUUAUUCCAGGAGCACUAUCACGAUAAUAUCGCUCAAAUGCUUCAUUCGUUCCCACCUGACCAAGUUACCGAUCAGGGAGCGAAGUUCUGGUCUGGUACUAAGCGAUGCCCUCACGUUCUUGAGUUCGAUCCAUCUCAAGAGGAACAUCGAAACUUUGUUUAUGCUGCCUCAAUAUUACGAGCAGAAAUGUAUCGCCUGAAGCCUUUGCUAGAUGUAGAAGCCGUUAUGAAAAUUGCGAAAUCUGUUCAACCUCCCCCCUUCAAGCCUCGUGCAGGCGUCAAAAUUGCGGUUACGGAAGCCGAAGCCAAAGAAAAUGCUGACACGGAUGACGCUAACGCAGAAGCAAUGCUAGAACAACUAAAAGUGAAACUCGCUCGCCUGCAUACUAAGACUAUUCCUAAACUGAAGCCUAUUGAUUUUGAGAAGGAUGACGAUACUAAUCAUCAUAUGGAGAUGAUCACUGCAGCGUCUAACCUGCGUGCGGAGAAUUACAACAUCCAGCCUGCGGAUCGUAUGAAGGUAUGCGAAUGA